Emys orbicularis (European pond turtle) is the source of this 1281-nucleotide messenger RNA. It is a transcript of the gene MCUR1, whose product is annotated as mitochondrial calcium uniporter regulator 1. NCBI's taxonomy places the organism in Eukaryota, Metazoa, Chordata, Testudines, Emydidae. The transcript has 11 exons. Gene Ontology annotation, biological process: positive regulation of mitochondrial calcium ion concentration; calcium import into the mitochondrion. Gene Ontology annotation, cellular component: mitochondrion; mitochondrial inner membrane. The record is from RefSeq and is a predicted model, not a curated record. Bases 1 to 1260 code for a protein of 419 amino acids.
AUGGACACUACUUUCAAAUUCUCCAACUCCGGAUGCACAGCACGCAAACGUAACCUCUCAGUGGAAUACAGACAGGAACCACACAUCUUGAAGAAACUCGAGUUACAGGAAGAAGCCUUGGAUCUCCUCGGCCUGGAGGGAGAAGAGUCUGUGCAAACACAGUUACCAAAUAACCAUAAAAAUAUUGACAUCUGCAAGUUGAUAGCAGAGGGGAUGCUGAAACUGGGGCAUGAUGGAGAUCAGCAGCGGUACUGCAUGAAAGCAAACAAACUUCUCCAGGGAUACCAAAAGCGGGGGUCAGACUUCCGCUGUGCUUGGUCCUCCUGCUCCAGCCGCCAGGGCGGGGAGGCGGCCGCUCCGCCACCUCACGUGACAUCCACGCGCCCGCGCCGUCGCCUUGGAGACUGGAAGCUGCCGGGCUUCCUCCACACGCUCCGGGCCCACGCGCGCCCGCUAGUAACCGCCUCCGCCGCGCCGCCAGGGGAUGCGGCCCCCGGCGCCAUGCUCUGGAGUAAAGGCAUCAGCGGGCUCGGCGCUGCCGCCGCCGCGGGGACCGGCUGCCUGCGCCAUUGCGGCCCGCGCGGGGAGCGGGACUUAAGCAUCUCUGUGGCAUCAUCUUUACAAACUCACAGUGUCAAGGGGAAAUUUUCCUUAUCGGGGAGUAGAAAGCUAUUCUUUGACACCCAUGCUUUAGUGUGCCUGUUGGAAGAAAAUGGGUUCACUACUCAGCAAUCAGAGAUCAUUGUAUCUGCGUUAGUGAAAAUUAUGAACACCAACAUGGAUGUGAUUUACAAGGACAUGGUCACCAAAGUACAGCAGGAAAUCACUCUUCAGCAAAUAAUGUCUCAUAUUGGUGGUGUGAAAAAGGAUAUGAUUAUUUUAGAAAAGAGUGAAUUUUCAGCACUCCGAGCUGAAAAUGAGAAAAUAAAACUUGAACUCCAGCUGCUAAAGAAGCAAGUAAUGGACGAAGUUAUCAAAGUUCGUGCAGAUAACAAAUUAGGCUUCAAUCUGGAGAAGAGCAGAGUAAAAGAACUGUAUUCAGUUAAUGAAAAAAAACUGCUGGAAAUAAGGACAGAAAUCGUGGCAUUGCAUGCACAACAAGACCGAGCUCUAACUCGAACAGAUAGGAAAAUAGACACAGAAGUUGCAGGACUGAAAACAAUGUUGGAAUCGCACAAACUUGAUAAUAUUAAAUACUUAGCAGGUUCAGUAUUUACAUGUCUUACUGUAGCACUGGGAUUUUAUCGUCUGUGGAUAUAAUAAAGCAUCUGUUUAAAAGGA